UCAAAAAUUUUCCUUCUUGUCUGGAAGGGUGUUAUUGCUUUCCGUGCGUUCAUUUAUAGAGAAUAAAUCCGUGUUCUGGAUUGACUGAAUUUAUAUUAACAUCCGAAAUGUCGUUCCAUCGACGCUGUGGCAAGCGGAUCACACUUGCCAACAGCAACCGAACAGCAAUGCGGAAUAUUAGCGAGUUUAAUCACGGUUUGGUGCUGAGUGGUGAGACCCUCCAGGAUGACGUACUGUUCGAAGUGCGAAUCGAUGAGAAGAUUCAUGCCUGGAGUGGCAGUAUCGAAAUUGGCGUGACUACGGUGAAUCCGGAAACGACCGAAUUACCUCCGUGUGCGACAAAGUUACGCAACGGAACUUGGGUAAUGUCUGGAAUUUCAGUACUCAAAGACGGUCUCUCACUGAUGGAGUACUAUGGCUCUGAUCUGGAUAAGUUAGGAGAAGGUGAUCGCGUUGGAGUGCUUCGAACGGCUCAAGGGGAACUGAUUUUCUACGUAAACGGAGAAUCGCAGGGUGUGGCUGCUGUUGACAUACCAAAAAAUGUGUAUGCACUGGUCAAUCUAUAUGGAAAAUGCGUACAAGUUUCUAUUUGUCCUUCGGAUAGCUUAGAGUAUGCAAAUGAAAGUACUCAAAUUUCUCAAAAUAUCGAUAUUGCUAUGUCUGUGGAGAUGUCAGUUAGUGUUGCUGCUAAUGGUGGUGGACCAUGUAUGUCGGGAACUUCGCAGGAUGGAAUGGAUCCAAAUGACAAGCUGCGGUUCCAUACUCGUUGUGGAUCACUAGUGAAGUUAAGUGCAAAUUGUCGUACGGCCGAACGGCGCAGGCCACUGGACGAAUUUAACAAUGGAGUCGUUAUGACUCACCGACCUCUGAGAGAUAAUGAGCUGUUUGAAAUACGAAUCGAUCGACUGGUCGACAAAUGGUCCGGAUCCAUAGAGGUCGGUGUCACAACACACUGUCCGUCUGCAUUGCAGUUUCCAGCUACCAUGACAAAUCUGCGUAGCGGAACGAUUAUGAUGUCUGGUUGUGGAAUUUUAACAAAUGGAAAGGGAACUCGCAGAGAGUACGGUGAGUUCAAUCUGGAUGAGCUGCGUGAGGGAGAUCGGGUAGGAAUGAUGCGUAAAUCCAACGGCAAUCUCCAUUACUACAUAAACGGACGUGACCAAGGAGUUGCUGCAACAAGAGUAUCUCAAACUUUGUGGGGAGUAAUCGAUCUGUACGGAAUGACCAUUAAGGUUACGAUUGUGGACCGCGACGAACGAGAGCAACAGAACUUGGUUACGAGAAGAAACAACCUGAUGAGUUUGCCAGUUUCUGAGCAAGAACUGAUUCCUCCUAGUCCAGAAAUAGACUACAGUCACUCGGACCGACUGUUGUUCCAUCCAACAUGUGGAUCCCAUGCCAGUGUUACUCACAGCGGACGCACGGCAUUGCGUCCGAAUGCAUCGGAUGAUUUCAAUAACGGAGUCGUGUUAACCCGUCGUACCUUACGACCCAACGAGAUGUUUCAAGUUCGCUUGGAGAGAGUAGUCACUAAAUGGGCAGGAUCUAUCGAGAUGGGCGUCACUACACACGGUCCAACGGAAUUAGACUUUCCAUUCACCAUGACGAAUGUCCGUUCGGGAACAUGGAUGAUGACUGGAAACGGAGUGAUGCAUAACGGUAUGACCGUUAUUGAGCAGUAUGGACAAAAUUUGGAUCGAUUGCAGGUUGGUGAUCGGGUAGGUGUAGUUCGCAAAGAUGACGGCACAAUUAAUUUUUGGGUCAACGGAGUAGAUCAAGGACCAGCGGCAACAAAUGUUCCGGAAAAAGUGUACGGUGUUAUUGAUCUUUACGGUCAAGCGGCACAGGCUAGUAUUGUUGACACAUCCGAGUGUGGGACUCCGGAUACAGGCAAUUCCACGAUAUCGAACACCACCUUAUUCAGCAGUGAACCAAAGCUGAAAUUUCAUUCUGUUCACGGUAAGAAUGCACGAAUUUCCAACGGAGGUUUGACUGCUUGUCGGCCUAAGGCUCUUGCUGAAUUCAAUGAUUCAAUCGUAUUUAGCAAUAGGCCUCUGAAGCAACGAGAGUUAUUCGAAAUUGUACUCGAAACAGUUGUUGACCAGUGGAAUGGCAGUAUCGAAAUCGGUGUUACUGGAAUUCGUCCUGAUGAAUUAAGUCUCCCAAGUACGGCCACUGAUCUUGAGCACGAUACUAUUAUGAUAUCCGGAACUACAUUGAUGCGCAAUGGUGUUACGGUUAGAAACGAUCUACCGUUCGAUUUGGAUACAUUGACUGCUGGUUCACGAGUUGGUGUAAUGCGCAAUGGAGAUAAUAUACAUUUCUUCAUCAAUGGAAUCGAUCAAGGUCCGUACUAUGAGUGUAAAGCUCAAAAUUUGUACGCAGUCAUCGAUUUGUAUGGUCAAUGUGCCCAAGUAAGUAUAACAACGCCGCAACCGGAUAUACGAGCUCCUUAUGCGAUCAGUGAAAAUUCGCAGAGCUUGCAAGCGACAUCCGUGAUUCAACCCGCUCUGGAGGCAAAGCAUCGUUGGUCAUGUAUCUCCGGUAAUGUAACACUGAUGCAAAAUUGGACACUGGCAUCACGAUGCACUAACACUGCCCUAUCGCAUUGUUUAGUUUUCUCGGAGCGUCCACUAGUAGUAGGCGAGACAUUUGAAAUUAAAAUUACAGAUAUAAACCCUUUAUACGCGGGAAGCCUGAAAGUUGGGGCUACGGAUUUGAAUCUCUCUGAUGAGCAUGUGCGUAAAAAUAUUCCUAUCAGUAUGAAACGCAUACCGGCAAACGUUUGGUAUGUUAGUGGUAAUGAAGUUCGUUAUAACUCAACAUUACUUCAAAAAUCGCUAGCCUCCUUGGAUUGGCUUCGAGUAGGGGAUCGUAUUGCUAUAGAGUUAACUGCCACACGAACCUUGAAGAUACUUCUCAAUUCGGAAGACAUGAACAUCAACUUUCAUAACGUAUCGGAGGACAUUUUUGCUGUAGUUGAGCUGCUGGGAUCUACCAUGGCUGCCCAGGUUAUCUCAUCACAAGGCCCGUCAUCCCCAUUACGACCUUGCAGCCUACGUUUGCAGGACUCUCUCGAACUUGGAUUGGAUCCACUGAACAAACAGGACUCUAUGUUAGAAUCGAUAGAUUCGGACAGUUUGUCGUUCGAGUUUUCCGAAUGUCACGGGAAAAAUAUUCAGCUAUGUGAUGAUAGAAAAUCGGCCUGUCGAGUACAAUCAUAUCAACAGGGAGUUGUCUGUUUAUCGAAACCUCUAUGUAAAGGUCAUAGUGUUAGUAUUAAACUUACUCAAGUAAAUCCCAGAUGGAAAGGAACUAUCGCUGUCGGAGCCCUGGGUGUCUGUCCGGCAACUCACCAGUUUCCAUUCCCAACAUCAGCGAUUUUAUUCCGUAGGCCCUGUUGGAUCGCUACCCAUGAUUACAUCAAUAUCAACGGAAACAAGACACAGUCAAAAUAUGCAGAAAUCUUCGAACAAAUCCAAGUAGGAACAGUAAUCACUUUAACAUUAACUCAAGCAGGAAAUUUGGGAAUAGCGUUCGGACAGACUCAGUUGGAUGAUUUGGCCACCGGAUUACCCCAUCACAUCUAUCCAAUAUUCGAUAUCUACGGCCGGUGUGAAAGAAUUUCCAUAGCUACAGGUGAUCUGAAGAGCGGUAGUCCAAUUAAUGAGGAGCUGGCUACUAUGCCUUCUGGUUCGGUAUCCACCGGUAUCUUAGCGGGCACUUCAACAAUCGAUGUCGAGAAUGUUCGCCAGUGUGAAAAGGCAGAUCUUGAGAUCCACGAGAAAGAAACCGAUAUAGCAUGCGCAUCGAAUCCGAGUACUUCCGCUAUGAGUCGAUCGGUCAUGGAUAGCGUUUCGGAGAACCUACUGAUGAAUAUAUCCAUAAAAAAUCGUACUGCCAAUGAAGCGAGGAAUCAGGAUCUAUCAAACUCCUGCUGUCUGCGGGACUCUCUGCAAUUGCAACACUCGACGAAUCUUAAUAUUCAGCGUAGUCAGAGCACGCAUCGGUUCAACGCUCUGCAAGGUAGUUUCGACAGUAACCGGGGUGGUGAAUUAUCGCAAUCGGUUAACUUCGACGAAGGCUUCGAAGACUACCGCUCCAACGCUGCCAGUGUACAACCUACCGGUAGCAACCCACAAGCAGGGAAUAGUGCCCAAGAAAACAAUACCGAUCCGAAUUAUCUGGAAGACGCGGAUAGCAAUAUCGAUUUUACAAUUCAACUUAACGAAUCGGAAGUGGAGGAGGACAGUAACACGAUUGCAAAUAAUCGUGCCAAAUUGGGACUGUCCUUGCAACCGACCUGCUCGACGGCUCCUGAACAUCAACCAGCAUUAUCACAAUCAUCUACGGCAUUAGUUGUGGCCGAAAGUCGUCGUGCUGCUGUAGAUUUACAAGAGGAUCAGAUCCGAUCUUUUCGUGCUAAUUCGAUCUCUUCCUCAACGAUGCUAAGUGUUGUGGAAAAUAAAGAUUGUGACUAUCUUAAACUUGUGAUGGGAUUCAAACGAACUCUAAUGCUUCCGGAUGUAUUCUUCGCUGGAGAUGUCUUUAGCUGUUUCUGCGAAGGCUGUGCUCCUGCGCUGCAAGGCUCUUUGCUAAAAGGUUGGGUGCGAUUCAAGAUCAACCAGCAAACAUUGAGCAGCUCAAGCAUCGCCAAUACAGCAGAUGAUUCUAUUUGGACAACCGCAUAUUACAACGCAAGAGUUGAAAAGAUUCGAUCGGUUUUGGAUCAUGGCCAACCGUUACCGAUAGAAUCAUGCCAAUUUCUCCCGGAAGCCACAUCCGUAGGUGAUAACUUUGUUCCUGGGACUCACAUUCUGCUGCAGUCAUCGCCUGAUUCCGGUGAACGAUCUCAGCGAUCAUCCUUCCACCGAUAUAUGGCUAGCAGUGUUUGCUAUCGCAUCUGUGCUACGUUUGAAGUACGUGUUCGAUCGCAGGCGCUGUCGAAUAUAGACCUCGGUGAAGUUGUUAGUGCAAGUGAUACCGGAUCGUCAACAACGCCAGCGACUGAGUUGCGUCACUGGACCACCAAAGAAGCGGAUGCAUGCGUUUUGACUGCUUUAAUGAUUUUGUUAGCUCCGGCAUAAACAAAUAGCUCGUAUCGUAAAUGUGUUCUAUUAUGCUCAUGUGAAAGUUAACUGCUUGCAGUAACUGAGAUCACAUUUUAUAUAGAACAAGUUUUGACCCCCGAUCUCAGAUAAAUAUUUGAGGAUCGUAUUUAUCCGAUCUCAUCUAAAUAAAAAUAUUCCACUCAUAGCUCACUCUGCUUUCACGAACCAAAGUUUGCAAUGAUCGACUGAUUUAGUAACUAAACACAUCCCGAAACUAUGAAAGUAAUAAUACAUUGACAUAUUCAGAUUGUAUGCUCGAUCCAGACUAUUAUUUUCACACCUAUUUGUCUCAUAAAUAUAAGUUGAAGUAAUGAUCAUGUAAAAUGACAUUAUGAUGAGGGAUAUAAUAUGAAAUGAUUCCUAUGACUAUCAUACUAUCAAAGUAAAAUUAUUUAUCUGAAUGAAAGUUGCAUUACGUCGCAUGUGGUUAUGCAAACUCUCAGCUGGCAAAAAUAAACGAAAACCAUUAACAAUUUCUACACACAUUCAAAAAGCAUAAUUACUCUUAAGCAGAAACCUAUAAUAAAGUUUGCAUGCACAGUGUAAAAUUUUUCGUUUUUAUAAUAAUAUAAAGCCCUUCUGAAGAAUAA
Molecule: messenger RNA, 5701 nt
Organism: Malaya genurostris
Lineage: Eukaryota; Metazoa; Arthropoda; Insecta; Diptera; Culicidae
Gene: Neurl4
Product: neuralized-like protein 4
Exons: 6
Coding region: 108-5087 (1659 amino acids)
Source: RefSeq, a predicted model, not a curated record